CGUUGUGUGUUUAAAUAGAGGGGGCUUAAGUGGGCUAAGUUCGUUUUUGUCAUCGUUAUUGUCACACUGAUUGUGAUUGUGUCGAAAAUACAGGGUUUUUCGUGCAAUUUAAUACGCUAAUAUCAACGUCGGAGUUAUGUCCGAAACGCCGUUGCAUGCGACCAACCUGUCGUGCGGCCACACGUGUAUGUUUGGCAUCAGUUAUUAAUUCAAUCAGCCGCAGCCGAGCCGUAGCUGUAGCCGCAACAGCUGAGAGCAGCAGCAACAGCAGUCGCAACCAGAAGAGACCAAGUAUCGCAACUAGAGAGAGAGAGACAGAGGUACAGAGCAAGCGCCAAAGAGAGAGCUAGAAAGAGAGACGUCAAAGUCAAAGCGGGAGAGAGUGUUGUGUUUCUUACACGAAAGCUAAGCGAAGCGUUCUCCCCACCGCACACCGGCAUAUACGAUAUACGGCGUACAACAACGAUAACGCAACGCCUUAAACGAUCUCAUCAACAUCAUCAUCAUCAGCAUCAGCAUCAACCGCAUCGGGCCCCAUCACAUCCCAUCAAUAGCAGUAUCAGCAUACGACGCCGCACCGAUUCCGCUUGAGGAUCCGACACAUCAGCCCUGCUGCUGUUGUCCCGCGUAAGAGAGAGGGAGGUUAGAGGACGACAACACCGACAAAAUUUCACUGGAUAUAAUGGCCAAGGAUGAGGAGGACGAUCUGCUGCCCGACAAGGAUGCAGCCAAGGGCUUUUAUGCCAAAUACGAGCCCAAAGAGAUCCUGGGCAGGGGCAUCAGUUCCACGGUGCGUCGCUGCAUCGAGAAGGAGACGGGCAAAGAGUUCGCGGCCAAGAUCAUAGAUCUGGGCGCCACGACUGAGUCUGGUGAGACGAAUCCAUAUCAUAUGCUCGAGGCAACCCGACAGGAAAUCUCAAUACUACGCCAGGUCAUGGGCCACCCCUAUAUAAUUGAUCUGCAGGACGUGUUUGAGUCAGAUGCAUUUGUGUUCCUCGUAUUUGAGCUGUGCCCCAAGGGCGAGCUCUUCGACUAUCUGACUUCGGUGGUGACGCUCUCCGAGAAGAAGACGCGCACCAUCAUGCGGCAGAUAUUCGAAGGCGUCGAAUAUAUCCACGCCAAAAGCAUUGUGCACCGCGACCUCAAGCCGGAGAACAUUCUGCUGGACGAGAAUCACAAUGUGAAAAUCACGGACUUUGGCUUCGCCCGACAGCUACAGGAGGGCGAGAAACUUACAGAUCUUUGCGGCACGCCUGGCUACUUGGCACCGGAGACGCUCAAGUGCAACAUGUUCGAGGGCUCGCCCGGAUAUUCCCAGGAAGUAGACAUAUGGGCGUGUGGCGUGAUCAUGUUCACGCUGCUCGUCGGCUGUCCGCCCUUCUGGCACCGCAAACAGAUGGUCAUGCUGCGUAACAUAAUGGAGGGAAAAUACAGCUUCACCUCGCCGGAGUGGGCCGAUAUUUCAGAGGAUCCCAAGGAUCUGAUACGCAAAUGUCUAGUCGUUGAUCCUGCGCAACGUAUCACCGUCACGGAAGUAUUAAGACAUCCAUUCUUCAACCAAAUGCUGUUCGAGCAAAACAUUGAUGGCCUCAAGCGCAGCCUAUCGACCAAGUCCAGAAGAAUGAGUCGCAUCACCGAAAUCGCACUGGUUCUGAUGGGUGAUCUGACCAUGGCACGGCCUCCGCCCACGUCCGCCUAUGCCCUGGGCAGAUACCAGAACAGUGCUGCUUCUGCAUCUGCCAGCAGUGCCAGUGCUGCGUUCCGCUACGACCGAAUCAACAGCAACGGUGGCGGCAGCGGCAGCGGCAGCGGCAGCGGCGGCGGCGGCGGUGGUCCAAAUCCCUGCGGCUCCUCCUACCUCUACUACAGUGCGCCACAGAGCUCGUACUCGUCGAAUCGGUUGAGGGAUGUGCUGCCACCCCCCGACCUGGAUGACCCCUCCUCGUCGUGUGCCUCCGCCUCCUGUUACAAGACCCUAACGGCCACGGUGUACUAUCAGCAGCAGCCACAGCUACAGCAACAGCAACAGCAACAGCAGCAGCAGCACACGGCGCGGGCAAUAGCCGGCAAUAAUUAUGAAAGUGCCGCGCAGCAGCAGCAUUUAUUGCAUGCACAAGUGCAGCUUCGCAAACAGAGUCGCUUCAAUGCGCGCAAAAAGUUCCAAUUCGCCAUAAUCGUGAUACGCGCUGUCAUAAGGAUACGCCGACUGCGGUUCACCGCCGAGCCGCUGCACGUUGAGGAGGCCAUACGCGAUCCCUAUCGCGUCAAGGUGCUGCGCAAGGUUAUCGAUGGAUGCGCCUUCCGUGUUUACGGUCAUUGGGUGAAGAAGGGCGAGGGCCAGAACCGCGCCGCUCUCUUUGAGAAUACUCCGCGCACCGAGCUGCACGCGCUCUACAUCAACAAUCUCAGUCGGUAGAAGGAGAAGGGAAAGGGAAAGGGAAAGGAAGAAGCAGAGGAGAAAACAAGCAAACACACACACCAGCAAACGAAUCAGUAAAAGCUUAGUAGCCACUAAGCACCAGAGAGGAAGGAGAUCUAUAAGCAAGCAAAAGAGACACCAAAUCAAUUCAACUAAAUUCGCCGAAACUUUUCAUGUCGCUUCACUCACGCGCACUCACCCUCACCCUCACACUCACACUCAACCACAAACACAAACGCACACACACACACACAUGUACAUAGGAUAAGCUCUGAUUUGAGCUUUAGACUUUUUUUUGUCGUUUAAUUUAUCUCUCUCUCUCUCUCUCGCUCUCGCUCUGAAGCAGCCAGCAGCUCAUCUCUGGCAUAGAUUUUAAUUUAGAGUUUCUUGUGUCUAGCAGAUCCAAUCGGAAGAAGGGGGAGGAGAGCAAGAGGAAUGUAGAACCGUUGGCAGGUCUGCCGCAUUAGCCAUUGCCUAUCCAUGCCCACAAAUAUACAUAUGUACACAUGUAUUCUCUGUUAAUGAUUCUAUUAAAUUAUUUAAUUGUA
This is a messenger RNA of Drosophila pseudoobscura, 2967 nucleotides long. It is a transcript of the gene PhKgamma, whose product is annotated as phosphorylase kinase gamma. Gene Ontology annotation, cellular component: phosphorylase kinase complex. Bases 683 to 2416 code for a protein of 577 amino acids. The record is from RefSeq and is a predicted model, not a curated record. The transcript has 13 exons. Gene Ontology annotation, biological process: protein phosphorylation; glycogen biosynthetic process. Lineage: Eukaryota; Metazoa; Arthropoda; Insecta; Diptera; Drosophilidae. Gene Ontology annotation, molecular function: calmodulin binding; phosphorylase kinase activity; ATP binding.